Vombatus ursinus (common wombat) is the source of this 2326-nucleotide messenger RNA. RefSeq names its product nuclear factor I C (gene NFIC). Lineage: Eukaryota; Metazoa; Chordata; Mammalia; Diprotodontia; Vombatidae. Gene Ontology annotation, biological process: regulation of transcription by RNA polymerase II. The transcript is spliced from 12 exons. Gene Ontology annotation, molecular function: DNA-binding transcription factor activity, RNA polymerase II-specific; RNA polymerase II cis-regulatory region sequence-specific DNA binding. The record is from RefSeq and is a predicted model, not a curated record. The coding region runs from base 138 to 1973 and encodes 611 amino acids. Gene Ontology annotation, cellular component: nucleus.
GAGACCCAGAGAAGGACAGAGACUGGGAGCGAGACAGAGGCGGGGUGGGGGGUGGGGGGUGAACAUAUGACUCAGUAACUUUGGAGCCGCCGUGUUUUCUCCCCUGCGAACCCGGGAGCCUCCCAGGCCCGCUCGGCAUGUAUUCGUCCCCGCUGUGCCUGACCCAGGAUGAGUUCCAUCCAUUUAUUGAGGCCUUGCUGCCACAUGUCCGAGCAUUUGCCUACACCUGGUUCAACCUACAAGCUCGGAAACGCAAGUACUUCAAGAAGCAUGAGAAGCGCAUGACGAAGGACGAGGAGCGGGCAGUGAAAGAUGAGCUGCUCGGGGAGAAGCCUGAGGUCAAGCAGAAGUGGGCCUCCCGUCUCCUGGCCAAGCUGCGCAAGGACAUCCGGCCAGAGUGCCGAGAGGACUUCGUCCUAGCCAUCACAGGCAAGAAGCCUCCAGGAUGCGUCCUCUCGAACCCCGACCAGAAAGGCAAGAUGAGGAGAAUCGACUGCCUGCGCCAGGCAGACAAGGUGUGGCGGCUUGACCUCGUCAUGGUCAUCCUCUUCAAGGGCAUCCCCCUGGAGAGCACCGAUGGGGAGCGGCUGGUCAAAGCCGCCCAGUGUGGCCACCCCGUGCUUUGUGUCCAGCCCCAUCACAUCAGUGUCUCAGUGAAGGAGCUCGACCUAUACCUGGCCUAUUUCAUCAGAGAGAGAGACUCAGAGCAGAGCAGCAGCCCCCGGGCAGGAAUGGGCUCUGACCAAGAAGACAGUAAGCCCAUCACACUGGACACCACAGACUUCCAGGAAAGCUUUGUUACAUCUGGGGUCUUCAGUGUCACGGAGCUCAUCCAAGUCUCCCGGACACCUGUGGUGACAGGCACGGGACCGAACUUCUCCCUGGGCGAGUUACAAGGGCACCUGGCCUAUGACCUGAAUCCUGCCAGCACGGGCAUGAGAAGAACACUGCCCAGCACCUCCUCCAGUGGGAGCAAACGACACAAAUCAGGCUCCCUGGAGGAAGACGUGGACACGAGCCCCGGCGGAGAUUACUACACGUCACCCAACUCCCCGACGAGUAGCAGCCGCAACUGGACGGAGGACAUGGAAGGGGGAAUCUCACCCACAGUGAAGAAGACCGAGAUGGACAAGUCCCCCUUCAAUAGCCCAUCGCCUCAGGACUCACCCCGCCUCUCCAGCUACACCCAACAUCACCGGCCUGUCAUCGCUGUGCACAGUGGUAUCGCCCGGAGCCCUCACCCCUCCUCCACGCUGCAUUUCCCAACCACCUCCAUUAUACCCCAGACGGCCUCCACCUACUUUCCCCACACUGCCAUCCGAUACCCGCCUCAUCUCAACCCCCAGGACCCCCUCAAAGAUCUCGUCUCCUUGGCCUGUGACCCAUCCAAUCAGCAGCCAGGACCGUUAAAUGGAAGUGGUCAAGUCAAAAUGCCCAGUCACUACCUUUCCACCCAGAUGCUGGCACCACCACCGCCCCCAGGCAUGCCCCGGCUGGCUAUCUCCCCUGACACCAAAUCUACCACCACAACUUCCGAGGGAGGAACCACAUCGCCGACUUCACCCACCUACUCUGCGCCCAGCACGCCCCCUGCAAACCGUCCCUUUGUGGGAUUAGGACCAAGGGAUCCAGGGGGGAUUUAUCAGGCACAGGGCAUCCACCUAGCAUGCUGGGGGCCGUCUUUUCAAUCUCCUCGCCUUUCAGGGACACCAGUGGAGCGUGCAGGCAAUCAGGUCUCCUUUCAGAGGCUGUGCAGAGUUCCAGAGUUUGAUGCCAUCAGCAAACAGCAGAAUCUAGAGGGCCUCCAAAUCAAUGGGGAACCCUUCUCCAGUAUGGACUCUGUGCUGGACAUCUUCCAUGAUGAUAGUUCAACACGUUUGGCAAGCAUAUGUAUUUCUUGUUUUAUCCCUCGCUUGAUAUUAAUAAUCAGAGGGUCACUCAGUAAAGCUAUCUCUGCUGAGGUGGCCAUGUGAUAUAGUGGGUGGUCUUGAAGUUAGAAAGACUUGAGUUCACAUUCCACCUUGGACACUUACGAGCCAUUUAACACUGGGCAAGUCACUUAAUUUAGCCUUAGUUUCCUUAUCUGUAAAAUUAGAGUAAUAAUAGCACCUACUUCACAGAAUUCUUGUGGGGAUAAACUGAGAUAGCAUAUGUAUGGCAGUUUGCAUAUCUUGAAGCAUCAUAUAAAUGCUAGUAACUGUUAUUGUUACAUUUUUGAAGGCUAUGAUUUUUGAUAAAUGCAUGGGAGACACUUUGUUGGAGGAGAGCCUUAAAGGCAACAUUUUGCUGUAUCAGAUCAAAUGUUGUUUUAUAGUCAACAAACAAU